This is a messenger RNA of Thrips palmi, 3689 nucleotides long. RefSeq names its product ran-binding protein 9 (gene RanBPM). Gene Ontology annotation, cellular component: cytoplasm. Gene Ontology annotation, biological process: cell surface receptor signaling pathway; cytoskeleton organization. Gene Ontology annotation, molecular function: protein binding. The transcript is spliced from 11 exons. Lineage: Eukaryota; Metazoa; Arthropoda; Insecta; Thysanoptera; Thripidae. The record is from RefSeq and is a predicted model, not a curated record. Bases 1 to 1803 code for a protein of 600 amino acids.
AUGGCGGCCACCAGCAAUGGACGAGCUUCUCAGGAGCCUCCUAUUUUACCUCAAAACAAUAUUACAGAUAGGUUCAAAUUGCUGUACCCUAUGGUAAAUGAAGAGGAGACCCCACUGCCUCGCUCCUGGAGCUCCAAGGACAAGUACAACUACAUUGGACUCUCCCAAAAUAAUCUGCGAGUUCAUUACAAAGGUCAUGGAAAAACCCACAAAGAUGCUGCAAGUGUAAGAGCCACCCAUUCUAUACCUCCAGCCUGUGGCUUGUACUACUUCGAAGUUAAAAUUGUUAGCAAAGGAAGAGAUGGGUACAUGGGCAUUGGCCUCUCUGGCCAAGGUGUCAACAUGAACAGAUUGCCAGGCUGGGACAAACACUCAUAUGGAUAUCAUGGUGAUGAUGGUCAUUCAUUUUGUUCCUCUGGAUCUGGACAACCAUAUGGACCUACUUUUACAACUGGAGACGUCAUUGGCUGUGGAGUAAAUCUGAUUGAUAAUACAUGCUUUUAUACUAAAAACGGACACAAUUUGGGCAUAGCUUUUACUGACCUACCGCCCAAUUUGUACCCCACUGUUGGUCUUCAGACCCCUGGGGAAGUUGUUGACGCAAAUUUUGGUCAAGCACCUUUUGUAUUUGACAUUGAAGACAUGAUGAAGGAACUGAGAGCUAGAACUCGCCUAUCAAUACUCAACUAUGCGGUGCCUGAAAAUCCAGGGGAUUGGCAAGCAGUUCUCCACAAAAUGGUGUCUACAUACCUAGUCCACCAUGGAUACUGUGCCACAGCAGAGGCGUUUGCCCAGAGCACAGGGCAAAUGUUUGAAGAGGAAAUAACAUCGAUAAAAAACAGACAAAGAAUCUUGAAGCUUGUCUUGGCUGGUAGAAUGGGAGAAGCAAUUGAAAUGACAAGCAGGCUGUAUCCAUGUCUAUUAGAACACAAUCAGAACCUGCUCUUUCUUUUAAAGUGUAGACAGUUUGUUGAAAUGGUGAAUGGCUGUGACUCAGAGGUAAAUCCUCCCCGUUGUCCACGUAUCAACCACGCUGCAACACCGCCUCGUCCUUCGAGUCCUCCUCCAAGUAGCCCAGCUCAGACUUCAAGUAAGAACCAUGCCAAAGGUCAGGCGCAGCGUCGUACCCCACACCCAACUCAUUCCGUUGAGGAUAUGAACAUGGCAAACAGUGGAGUUGCAAUGAAUGGAGGGGGGGAAGCCACACCACUCAUCAAGCCAGACUUGCAUGGCCUACGCGAUGACAAUGAUGAUGUGGAAAUGGAAGUGCCUGAAGAGAGGAACGGCCACACCUCCAAUGGAGUCAUUAAGCCAACUUCACCUGCCACAUCAAAUGGUUACCAGAAUGGGGGUUCACAUCCAUCGGAGCAUGAGGUUGAAAAUUCAGACAACAUGGAAGACAUGGAAGUUGAUCCUCCUGUUGGCAAGCGACAACUUUGUGGAGGAAGCAAACCUGCAAUAGAAAGAAUGCUGGAAUUUGGUCGGGAGUUGUACAACAUGAGUCUUCAUUUGCGACAGGAACAAGGCAAUAAUGAAGCCAAUAAGAAAAUGCUGCAAGAUGCAUUCAGUUUGUUGGCUUAUUCGAAUCCCUGGAGCAGUCCUGUAGGUUGGCAGCUGGACCCAAUGCAGAGGGAAACUGUUUGUGCUGCCCUAAAUUCGGCAAUUUUAGAAGCGAGCAAUCUUCCAAGAAGGCCGCCGUUAGAAAUUGCUGUGGCACACGCCCGUGAAGUGGUGCGCCUUAUGUCUCGCUCAGGACUUGGAUCCUGCGCUUUUGCUAGUGUCGAUGACCUGCUCCAACACUAGCUGCAAGUACUGCCGGCCACUCUGUGUAUGAUAUGUAACUGUUUAAUAGACUUUUAUGGAUUGGCAAAAAGUGGGUUGUUAGUAAUUGUUUCACAGUUUUUAAAUAAAUCCAAAUGUUAUUGUGUCUCAACCAAUAUUUGAGUUUUGCUUUUCAGUAAUUUAAUUUUGUCAGUAAGGAAAGUUUGUUACCUUCAGUUUGAUGCAUAGUUAUCUUCCCUACCCUGAUUUCUUUUGUGACCAAAGUUGACUUUGUUUUUGAAACUUGAAAGUUGUACAGGAUAUGCCCAUGGUAAUUCUUUUUCUUCCGUCUUUAUUACUUGAAAUGUAAGCCAGUCUUAGAUGUCAAUUUAGCAGUUGCAUUUGUGGAGCUGUGGCUGUGAUUUGUCACAACCCUUCCCUCUAACGACACCAUCACGCCCAAAGAUCUCACGCUAUAGGUAGUAAUAUAACAACAGGGUUAUGCUGGUAAUACACCAAUUGUGAACCAAGAGAUCAAUUUUAACCAUUAUAAUGUACCACAGAGCUUGAGCUUUCUUCUCUUUUUCUCAUCUGAUUUAACGUUUCCCCAAGAAACCAUUUGAUGAAGCAAACUUUCCUGUAUGUUCUCUGGAGUACAAUCUUGCUUGGUUUACUUCUGGAGUUUUGGUACAUCCCUGCCUUUAAUUAACUUCGGAAUAGAUUGUGGUUCAUAAGGAUGAUAGAGGGCUAAUUAAUCAAUUCUUGUGCUAUGGUGUAUGUACAUAGAUAAAUUUCUUUUCAAUAAUUGGAUUUCUUUUAUUUCUUAAAUGAAUAUGAUUUUAUGUGACCAUGUUGAUUGUUUGUAAUGGAUGUAUAGUUUGCAUAAUUUUCAGUGAUGUUGAGAAGUUCUAUUUUUAUUUAUGUUGGUUUUGUUUCUGGCCGGCAGCAGUUAAGCCAUGUCCUGGGAUGCAUCUCCCAUAUCUAUUUGACAACUUUGCUAGGAGACCGAUCUUGUAUUCAUCAAAGGUUGUUGUACACAUUCAAUAAUCUCUUUUAUGAACAUAAUUUAUAAGAAACAGUGUAACUGCUACAAAAACUCCAUAGCAUGGUAAAAAAUAUAAAAGUUCGGUGAAUAUACUCAAAAUGUUUUCCAAGUUUGUUUCACCCCUAUUUCAGGUAAACUCUUAGUUCAUUGCUGUUUCUCAAUCAUUCCCCUUGUUUCAUACUUCAGCAUUAUUUCUUUUUCUUUUUUUUAGGAUGCUCUUUUUCUUUUAGUGGGACUCCAUCUGAAUAUGACAUCUAAACACAUCAAUGUCUUCCUGAUCCUAACCAUCCAUUCUUUUGAGUUCACAAAAUGUUUCCUUUUAAUAAAAAAUUGCCUUUCUUAUUAUGUACUUUGUGCUCAAGGAUUAUGACAAACAAGUAGAGUAACAUUUCUCUGCAUGACACUUCUUUUUAUAAUGUACUCCUAAACUUUUUUCAAAUUCACAUUUUGUGUAAGAUAAUCAUUUUUUCUCAACCAAAGCUCUCACUCUGCAAGAAAUUAUGUGAUGCUCUUCUCUAUUCUGAAAUUAACACUUUCAAAAUUAUGGGCAAAUGGCAGUUUCAAUUUAAAUGUUACAUGUGCCUAUGUAUUUAAUGAAAUGACUUUUCUUAUAACAAGUCAUGCAGCUAAAAAUGAAUCUAGGGUUGUUCCUCUAAUUGUCUUUAGACUUUUGGAAUAAAUUAUUCAUGCAAAGUGUUGCAAGAACUGUUAAUACUGCCGAAAAUUGUCUCUUAAUUCAAGACUCAAGCGGUUGUACUGUACUUCUUAAGUGAAACAUUUUGAUUCUUAGUCUUGAUGAUCUUGUGAUAUAUUCUGGCUGAUCGUCAAAUAUGUGAUUUGCUUAGGCUUUAUGAAAAAUAGAUUUUGUGCAUUUGCUGAUAAA